GAGGGAACGUCCCCGUAUUGGUUAGCUAUUCUUCUGGAGGACGUUUGCGUCGAAGCUGACAGUGGAAGGUUCUUGAGAAACAGUAUGAGUAUUCGAUGGCUUAAAACAGAGGAUCGACACUGUUAUGUCAAAGGUAUCUGUGACAAGAACUCCCCGAAGUGUAUCAUGGCCGACUCCCGCAGGAUUUUGUUUCAACGCGAACAGUUUCUAGUCCCUCUGGAGGAGAACAUUCAACUAUCACGCAUUUCUAACGGAUAUAUAUAUGAGGAAACUGGAGACGAGGAGCAAUAG
Molecule: messenger RNA, 291 nt
Organism: Paramuricea clavata
Lineage: Eukaryota; Metazoa; Cnidaria; Anthozoa; Malacalcyonacea; Plexauridae
Source: the annotation of a GenBank genome assembly